Messenger RNA from Ciona intestinalis (vase tunicate), 3510 nucleotides. RefSeq lists its product as uncharacterized. Gene Ontology annotation, cellular component: meiotic nuclear membrane microtubule tethering complex; nuclear envelope. Gene Ontology annotation, molecular function: protein-membrane adaptor activity. The record is from RefSeq and is a predicted model, not a curated record. NCBI's taxonomy places the organism in Eukaryota, Metazoa, Chordata, Ascidiacea, Phlebobranchia, Cionidae.
AGUUCUUUGCACAGCUCCAAAGAAUUACACUGUAGCAGAGGCGAAAGGAAAUAUUAAACCACACUCUUGUUCAGAUAUUGUGGUAAGAAGAAUUUCUCUUGACGAAAGUUUGGUGGAAAUUGUUGAUAAAUUUCGAGUGGAAGUUUUCUACACUGACAUAGGUACCUCAAGUCGAAAACUCGUCCCCACUUCAUUGCUUGGUGCUAAAGAUAUUCCGGCUGUGCUGCUUUCAAGCGAUUCAGCAGCAAAACAGGUUUCAGAGGAGCUACAAAACUCUAAGCUGACACUGGAGCCAUUUCAUCCCGACACUGAGGAAAAACAAGGUGAGUUUCUCAGCACUCGUUGGUUGUUACUGACAGUUGCAAUUGCUUGUUUGAUCGCUCUUGGCUCCCACACUGCUGGACAGGUGGACGAUAGCAGCUUUAUACCAAGCUAUAUCUCAUUUACCCCAAAUCAAAAACUAGUUGCUGCAUAUAUUCUUGGCUUGGUGACAAUGGCAAUAUUUAACCCUCUGUGAAAGCAGUGAAGAAGCAGCAGUUUGUACAAAGAUAUAUUUCGUCUCAUAUAUAUAACACACAUUUGUAAAUAGUUUCAAGUUCUUUAAACAACCAUGUCUCGUACUUCUAUAACUGGUGCCAGCCGCAGAAGUAAACGAUUAGUUGAGAGCGGUUAUUACGUAUUUCCUAAUGAAUUGGAAGGCACUGCGAGUGAGGAUGAUGACACGAUGUCAGUGGACUCUGACAUGAGUGAGAGAAGGGUUAAAUAUAGUGGUGGAUCACCUGUUCAUCGGCCAUUUAAUUGGCGUAAAAAACGGAAUCCUUCUGGGUCUCCUGUGCGUUCACCAAAUGCUGGGAUCCCAGAAUCAGCAAGCGCAAGGUCGGUGCUUAUCAAGAAGCAAGUCACACGCAGAACUGGGGUGACGAAAGUGCUAAGUGCCUCAAGCACGCACCAGGGGCAAAGUGUAUACAGUGCUGCCUCUGCUCCUGUUGUACAGGGAAGCAUGCAAAUGUAUGGAAGUGAGGGUGGUGCCCAUGGUAGCACUGCCCCUCACCAUUUCGCAAUGGGGGAGUCGUCAAACCACCGACACCAAACAAGUGGUUUCACUGCAACAAGUUACCAUGAAGGUGAUUCUCAAGGCUCCAUACAUCAAACACACACAGCGGUGGCAGCGGAUUCUAAUUUUAAAAUGCCGGGUGCAACUGUAGCCCACAGAAGGAAAAAAUUACAUGAGACACAUGAAGAAGAACAACAAAUUGUGACUGACAUGGAACAUUCAUUCUCAGAUGAUGAAACACUCCCGAUGCCCCGCAUUAAAGAGCAUGGUAAAGUGAAGCAUGGUGUGGAACGGAAUCAGUUGUUGCUGUUCAGGAUUUUUGUAUUGUUUUAUCAAAUUUUUUGCUCAUGUGGUACUAUCAUUGCAAACACUGUGUGGAAUAUUGGACGUUUCUUAUACCAGAGUGUAACCAAAGUACUUGUGCUAGACACAUGGCUUUUAUCAAGAAAAGCACCAAGAUUCUCUUUUUUCCAAACAACUACUAAGUUCUUGCGAGCACUUCUUGUCCUUCUUGGUGUACUUUGUGCAUGUUUUGCUUGCUAUUCAUAUUUAUCAAGAAAAGACCUAGGUAUACAGAAAGGGUUGAACAAGCAGACCUACUGGGACAGAAUCUCAGCCUAUUCUGACCCAACUGUCUUGUUUGAAACAUUUAAAGAUACCAAGUCAAAGUUGGCAGAUAAUGGACCAACAUUGCAGAUGGCUAAACAUGACAGGGAUGCGUUGAAACAAGCAAUUGAGAAUAUAGAGCUGGCACUUGGACAGUUGGAGGUACGGGUGGCGGACCGACAUUCAAAUCUGCUUGAUCAAAUGCAGAUUAUGCAUGCGAGCCAUGCAAAGGAUAUUGGAAAAUUGGGUGACGAAAAUAAGGAGGUGGUCAAGUCUGUAAAGAACAUGGUGGAAAGCUCGGUAGUUCAUCAACUUGUGGAUGUUACAGCAUUGUUUGAUGAAAAACUGUUAAAGCUACAGGAUCAAAUUCACUUACUUAAAGAAAAUGGAAAUGAAUCAUUGGAAAAGCUGAAGUUGUUAAUACAAGGAAAAGAGACGUCACUAUCAAGUGAAACACAAAAUGUUCUCAGUCAUGUCAAACGUUUUGAAGAUUUAAUCUCGAGCCUAGAUGAGAAAAUUGUACAGCUUAAAUUAGAGCACAGUGUAUUCAAGUCAUCUAUUGAGAGUAAAAGUGGAAAUGUGAGCUACAUUAAAGAAGUCGCUGAUGAUCGUUUCGUUGAAAACUUUCUUCAGCUUUUGCAAAGCACGACAAAGUUAAAUAAGCCAAGCAACCGUAGGUACCAACAUUUGGCUGCUGUGUUCAUACAAUGGUUGCAAAUGAAAGGUUUUAUGGAUGAACAAAGCAUCCUCGUUCUGCAGAACAAUAUCAUUAAAAAUACUUCUUCCGUGGCCGUGGAACUGAACAAAGAACUGGAGAGGAAAUUGCGGAAAGAGCAACCUAAAAGAUCAACAGUAACUCUCGACACGAUUAUUCCAAAACAACAAAGUACACCCUCAACCCCAUCAACAGUCACUGAAGUACUGGUUAAGACAUGGAUAAAGGAAUCUUUGGAUAUUUACAGUGCGGAUCGUAUUGGCAUGGGUGACUUUGCAUUGGAAUCGUCUGGUGGUUAUAUCGUUAAUACACGAUGCUCUACCACCUUCCAGCAAAAAACUGCACUCGUUACAUUAUUUGGGAUCCCAAUAUACUACAAUACUAAUACACCACGUGCUGUGAUACAAUCAAGUGUCAUGCCUGGGGAGUGCUGGGCAUUCCAGGGAUCGGAAGGUUAUGUUGUUAUUGGAUUAUCUGCUUCUGUGCAACCAGACUCCUUCACAUUAGAGCAUAUACCUCAGGCACUUGCCCUAUAUAGCAAUAUAACUAGUGCUCCUAAAGAUUUCUCAGUAUAUGGAUUACACACAGCAUCUGAGAUUAAUGGAGAUCAUCUUGGUUCGUACAGAUAUGAAGAAAAUGGCUCUCCAAUACAAAACUUCAAAGUGGAGGCGAAGAAGUCCGACCAAACGUACAGAUUCAUAGAGUUAAGGGUUGCCAGCAAUUGGGGCAACCCACACUUUACUUGCAUAUAUCGGUUUAGAGUCCAUGGAACAAAAGUAGAUGAUACUCCCCUUUGAAAGUUUAGAUUCACACACAGUUCUUCUGUAAUACUGUACCUUGAAUUGCUCAAUAUACCUUUUGUUUUUGUUUUUCUCUUGGUAUACCAUUACAUACAAACAAAAAUAGCAAAAUUUAAUGUAUUUCAUAAAGACUAUGCAAAAUAAAUUGCAGGCAGCAGUCACAAAUUGUUCCACUUUUAAAACUUCAUUACAUCUCAUCCACGAAACUUGAACGCUCAGGCAAAGCAGUACACGCCUUUAUAUAUACUAUUUGCAUGCUUGUUUUUUUCUUAUUUGUUUCACUAUUGCAGCACUGCUUCGCUUGGUUGGUUGUUUGCAUUACAAUAGCAUAUAUU